This is a messenger RNA of Homo sapiens (human), 3028 nucleotides long. It is a transcript of the gene KPNA7, whose product is annotated as karyopherin subunit alpha 7. Lineage: Eukaryota; Metazoa; Chordata; Mammalia; Primates; Hominidae. Gene Ontology annotation, cellular component: NLS-dependent protein nuclear import complex; cytoplasm; nucleus. The coding region runs from base 487 to 2052 and encodes 521 amino acids. The transcript has 10 exons. Gene Ontology annotation, molecular function: nuclear import signal receptor activity. The record is from RefSeq and is a predicted model, not a curated record. Gene Ontology annotation, biological process: protein import into nucleus.
CUUGGGAGUAAACGCUAAUUAAUUCAACAGCAGCUUUUAAGCCUUCUGUGCAAGUUUAGGAAGAGGCCACUCAACCUAGCUAGAUCCUAGGAGCCUUAAACGUCCAGAAUGCAAACCCUUCCCUAGAAGGAAUUCCCCUCAACCCUCACCCCACUUCACCUUUUGAUGGUUUACUCAAGGGCCUCAAAAUGCUACAGCUGCAGAGGCUGAAGGUUCUGAACAUGAGACUCACCUGGGAGACCCGGGCCUCGCCCCUCAGCCUCCCUGACCAACUCAAUCAGCCUCUUGCCCGGGGCGGGCUCAAAACUCCCCAAGUGAUUCCAAUCUGCGUUCACGCAUAAGAACCAUCGGCGUGGGGGUAGAAUCAGCCCUGUGAGGUGGGGCCAAGGGCUGCGAAACACCUGCCAUCAGCUGAGGGCAUUUAAGGCUGACCAAGGGGCUGGAGGCUGCGGCUCCUGGCCAGGUAACUUACUACUUCCAGUCAAUAUGCCGACCUUAGAUGCUCCAGAAGAGAGGCGGAGAAAAUUUAAGUACCGAGGCAAAGAUGUGUCUCUGAGGCGACAGCAGAGGAUGGCGGUCAGUCUGGAGCUCCGAAAGGCCAAGAAAGAUGAACAGACCUUAAAGAGAAGGAAUAUCACGAGCUUCUGCCCUGACACACCUUCUGAAAAAACAGCCAAAGGGGUGGCGGUCAGCCUCACUCUGGGUGAAAUAAUCAAAGGUGUGAAUAGCUCAGAUCCAGUCCUAUGUUUCCAGGCCACCCAGACAGCCAGGAAAAUGCUAUCCCAGGAAAAGAACCCCCCUCUGAAACUGGUCAUUGAAGCGGGCCUCAUUCCCAGGAUGGUGGAGUUCCUGAAGUCAUCACUUUACCCCUGCUUGCAGUUUGAGGCUGCCUGGGCCCUGACCAACAUCGCUUCAGGGACUUCGGAGCAGACUCGUGCCGUGGUAGAAGGGGGAGCCAUCCAGCCCUUGAUUGAGCUCCUGUCUUCCUCCAACGUGGCUGUGUGUGAACAGGCAGUGUGGGCUCUUGGUAAUAUAGCCGGUGAUGGCCCAGAGUUCAGAGAUAACGUCAUCACAAGCAAUGCCAUCCCACAUCUCCUAGCCUUGAUUUCACCCACCCUGCCGAUCACAUUUCUGCGGAACAUCACGUGGACCUUGUCGAAUCUGUGCCGAAACAAGAACCCAUACCCUUGCGACACUGCGGUGAAGCAGAUACUGCCGGCCCUCCUUCACCUCCUGCAGCACCAGGACAGUGAGGUUCUCUCGGAUGCCUGCUGGGCACUGUCCUACCUCACCGACGGCUCCAACAAGCGCAUCGGCCAAGUGGUUAACACGGGGGUCCUGCCCAGGCUGGUAGUGCUCAUGACCAGCUCAGAACUCAAUGUCUUGACUCCUUCUCUCCGCACCGUGGGGAACAUUGUCACGGGCACAGAUGAGCAGACGCAGAUGGCCAUUGAUGCGGGUAUGCUGAACGUGCUCCCCCAGCUCCUGCAACACAACAAGCCCUCCAUCCAGAAGGAGGCAGCCUGGGCCCUGAGCAACGUAGCAGCGGGGCCUUGUCACCACAUCCAGCAGCUGCUUGCCUACGACGUCUUGCCUCCCUUGGUGGCUCUGCUAAAAAACGGAGAAUUUAAAGUCCAGAAAGAGGCUGUCUGGAUGGUGGCGAACUUUGCAACAGGGGCCACCAUGGAUCAGCUGAUCCAGCUCGUCCACUCUGGGGUCCUGGAGCCACUGGUGAAUCUGCUCACUGCCCCAGAUGUUAAAAUUGUUCUCAUCAUCCUUGAUGUCAUCUCUUGCAUCCUCCAGGCGGCAGAGAAACGGUCUGAGAAGGAAAACCUGUGUCUUCUGAUAGAAGAACUUGGUGGGAUCGAUAGAAUUGAGGCUUUACAGCUGCAUGAGAACCGUCAAAUUGGCCAGUCGGCUUUGAACAUCAUCGAGAAGCACUUUGGUGAGGUAAGUGACUUAGGAGCGUGGAGGAGUAUCCAGGGGUCUUGGUGGGGCAGCUCUGCAGAGGGUCACCCUGCCGGGGCCUGGGCUGUUGCGUGUGGCAGGUGACUGGGCAGGUGGUCUUCACUCCUGCCACAUCCUCUGAAGUUAAUGUGUCUCGCCUAUCCCUGCUGUAUCGGGUCAUCUUUGAGUAGUGACAUCUUGGUGCCUGGAAGCUAUUCUAAUUCCUUGGGAGCUUGUCUGGCUGCCUCUGGCUUAAAACUUCACUUUACUGGUCUCCUUUUUGGGAGAGGUAUGGCAGGGGAGAGGAUUUGAUGCUGAAGUGACUUUUUUUUUUUUUUUUUUUUUUUUUUGAGAUGGUUUCACUCUGUUGCCCAGGCUGGAGGACAGAGGCGCCAUCUCAGCUCACUGCAACUUCUGCCUUCCAGAUUCAGUUGAUUCUUGAGCCUCAUUGACCCGAGAAGCUGGGAUUAGAGAGAUGUACUACGACGCCCAGCUAAUCUUUAGUAGAGACAGGGUUUCCCUGUGUUAGCCAGGCUGGUCUCAAACUCCUGGCCUCAAGUGAUCCACCCGCCUUGGCGUAAUCCCAAAGUGCUGGGAUCACAGGCGUGAGCCACCACACCCGGCCCGUCUCCACAACAGUUUUUAUCUUCCCAAACUGAAACUCCCUACCCGUUAACUACAAAGUCCCCAACACACCUUUCCCCUAGCCCUUUUAGUAACCAUCAUUUUGCUUUCUGUCUCUAUGAAUUUGACUAUUCUAGGGACCUCAUGAGUGGAAUUGUACAGUAUUUGUCCUUUUGUGACUGAUAUAUUUCCUCUUGGCAUACCAUCUUCAAGAUUCAUCCGUGUUGUAGCAUGUCAGGAUUGCUUUCCUUUUUAAGGCUAACACUCCAUUGAAUGUAUAUGCUGCAUUAUAUAUAUUCAUUUACCUGUCAAUCGACAUGUGAGUUUCUUCUACCAUUUUGCUAUGGUGAAUACACUGCUAUGAACAUGGGUGUGUAAGCCUGUUAGAGUCCCUGCUUCCAAUUUUUUUUUGUUUGUAAAGACAGGGUCCUGCUCUGUCACCCAGGCUGGAAGGCAA